CAUCCCAUAGUGCGUUGUCACCACCGACAUGCCGCAGAACAUGAGACACGCGUACAAAUGGAUUCUCAUCUAGUUCACCUGCUGCGGUGGCGGGCGAAAAAGUCUGCCUUCCUAAACGGUUUAUAAGCUAUCGCUGGACACCGAUUCCGGCUCACUAGUUUACCGGUCACCUGUCCAAGCGGUUCCGUCGCUUGGCUUGGAUUAUUUACACUUUACGAAACUCGACAAGCCGCCGAUUGUGAUUCGUGCUACCAGGUCAUAAUGGCCUACGUGCUCCAGAAGUGGAUCGAUGGAUACAAUGGGUUUCUGCAGGACCACAGAGAUGAUCGCAGUGCUGACCUUCCACUGUUGAACAAUAACUGGCAGGUUCCGUUGAUCGUCGGAGCAUACCUGGUGGUGGUUCUACGAAUUGGGCCUCGGAUGAUGGCAAAUAGGAAACCAUUUGAGCUGAAAGGUGUCAUCCGGGUGUACAACCUUCUGCAGGUCGCGAUCAAUUGGAUCCUGUUUAUGGUCAUAAGCUAUAUCCUGCUGAACCGACCUGACUUCUCCUACCAGUGUCAACCAGUUGACUUCUCCAAAACUACACAAGGCUACCAGGAAAUGUUCGUUGCUUAUGCAUAUUUCGUACUGAAAGUCCUAGACCUGGCAGAUACGCUACUAUUCAUAUUACGAAAAAAGCAGUCACAAGUAUCUUUCCUGCAUGUGUAUCACCACUCAAUGAUGGUUCUAGUGUCCUAUUAUGGAGUUCUGUUUGCACCAGGAGGUCACAACUUCAUCCUGGGCGUAUGGAAUACCCUAGGGCACGCUGGCAUCUACCUGUACUACUUCUUCGCCACGUACAACUCUCCACUAGCCGCACGGUGCAAAAUUCACCUAACCAGGUUGCAACUGGUGCAGUUCGUAUACCUUACGGUUCACUUUGGGCGGCCAGCUCUCACGGGGAUGCAGUGCGGCUUCCCUCAGCUGUGGCACUGGAUCGGACUGGUCCAGACGGUAUUCUUCUUGGGGAUGUUCCUAGAUUUUUACAUCAAAUCAUACGUUAAGAAGCCACAUAAGGUGGAAUAAAGUUUCCACUUAGUUGUGUAAGGAAAGCUCUAAACGAUUAUAGUGCAUGGGGUCUAACUAUUGAUUUCCAAAGAAAUAUAACUUAGUAGGAGUUAGGUAUGUAAAGUACAAAACGUAAUGAAAUACUUAAUCCACUUACAAGGUGGAUGAAUAAAAUUAUUCAUAUGAUGGGUAAAUAUGAGUGCAUUGCUCGUUACUUCCUAUGUAAAUCUACCUUACUAGGACGUCUCAGACUAGAACAUACUACAAUCCAACCAUUCAAUACAUCUACACUAAGGACCCGAUUUUGUCAGCCCCAUUUUGCGACAAACUUUUUGCUCUCAUUAUCUUACGGUCACAUUUUAAGCAAUUUAUUGAUAUUUAUCAUCAAACUACAGCUGAGACGCAGAACAUAAAGGAAUAAAAAGUUUGAAAAACUGUUUAAGUUUUUUAAGAGAG
Messenger RNA from Aedes albopictus (Asian tiger mosquito), 1503 nucleotides. RefSeq names its product elongation of very long chain fatty acids protein AAEL008004. The transcript has 3 exons. The record is from RefSeq and is a predicted model, not a curated record. The coding region runs from base 262 to 1065 and encodes 267 amino acids. Gene Ontology annotation, cellular component: endoplasmic reticulum membrane. Gene Ontology annotation, molecular function: fatty acid elongase activity. Gene Ontology annotation, biological process: fatty acid elongation, saturated fatty acid; fatty acid elongation, monounsaturated fatty acid; very long-chain fatty acid biosynthetic process. Lineage: Eukaryota; Metazoa; Arthropoda; Insecta; Diptera; Culicidae.